Messenger RNA from Cetraspora pellucida, 310 nucleotides. The record is from the annotation of a GenBank genome assembly. Lineage: Eukaryota; Fungi; Glomeromycota; Glomeromycetes; Diversisporales; Gigasporaceae.
UCGAUUAUUGCUGUUGAUUCCUAUGAGCCUUGUAUUACUACAACCACUACCACUACAAUGACAGCAACCUGCACUACUACACCUACUCCUAACCUUAGUUGCCCCAAAAAUCAUCAGAAAAGGAAUGGAAACAAGCACCAUCGCAAUAAGAAAGAAAUAAUUACUUGCACUCUUACAGAAACUACAUGCAUUACACCAGCACCUACUUGUGUGCCUUCUGGAGGUCCAUGUAUAGUUGAAAAUUUUACAUCAUGCUGUAUGGGUCCAUUGGGUGGUGAAGGAUGUCAGUUUACUCCACCGAACCCAAUAG